This is a messenger RNA of Trypanosoma cruzi, 2271 nucleotides long. RefSeq lists its product as uncharacterized. Bases 1 to 2271 code for a protein of 756 amino acids. NCBI's taxonomy places the organism in Eukaryota, Euglenozoa, Kinetoplastea, Trypanosomatida, Trypanosomatidae. The transcript has a single exon. The record is from RefSeq and is a predicted model, not a curated record.
AUGGAUCGGUUGGCGAGCCUCCUGAGCGGCAUGGCGCCAGGACAAAUAGAACAGGCCGUGCAGCUGCUGCAGCGUUACACGGCGGCUGCAGAAGCGAACCGGCAGACAGUGAAGGGGGAAGAGGCGCCGUUUUUGUCUUCGCCCAAUAGUGACGCCAAGACCGACGAUGCCGGUGGUGUUGGUAGAGAAGUGGGUCACCCAUCGCCCGUGAAAGCCGAGCGCGAUGGCUUGAACGCCCCGGCGGGCGGGUUGGAUGCGGUAAGCUCCGUCAUUGCCCUCGCGCUGGAGCAGACGAUCCGUGGCGGUUCUGCGGUCGCCGCUGCGAGCGGGGAUGGCAGCAAUGACGAUGAUGAUGAUGAUGACAUUUCCCUCGUUGCUCUCGCGCAGAAGAGGCAACGCGAGGCGGGGAAGAAGAGCCCCACCGCGGCGCCGAAGAAGAAGAACAAGGCACAAAACGUCACUGCGGAAGGCAAGGAAAGCGGCAACAUCACCGCAUUGGAGGAUCACGAGAGGAAAAGUCAAAAAACGGAUGACAGUGGCACCCCCUCUCGCAAGGGCACAUCGUCGGCCAAAGCGGCGGGCUCCCCGUCAUCACAGCAGCAGCAACAAAAAACGGCCAUCGCCGCGCGUGGCCUCGCUAGUUUUGGUUUUGUCAGCACCAUCAAGAGGACGACAGUGACGGUGGGUGACAAGAAGAAGCUGUUUACUCCCUUCGUGCAGGACAGACGUUUGGUGCCCUCUGCGUUACGGUUUUGGUGCCAUGACAAGGAUGCGCCAGCAUCGCAAAAAGAACCAUCCGUGCCCUCUUGUGUGCCGCGUGAGGAGAUGCCGAUGGGUGGACAACAGGUCAUUGCCGUGGAUGAAGAAUCAUCGCUAAUGCACUUGCCUGUGACGAGUUGUGGUGACAACGAGAAGGCGCAGGAUGCGCAGCGGCAGCGGCAGUUCGAGGGUGCAGCCCGACGUUAUGUGUCUUUUACGGCGAUGAUAGAUGACACCACAAAUUUUAUCGAUAAAGGAACCCAACAAGAACCGCCCUUGCAAUGCCCUUGUGCUUAUCAUGUGAGUAUUGCUGCCCCGCGCGCCGGCUUCAGAGACGAGGUGAUCUUUUGUGGGUUUUACGCGAUUGGCUAUGAUCCAUGUCAGUCACGUCCACCGUACUUUGGUACAUACAACAGCCAGGACUCUCUCAACAUGGAGGAGUUGCUGCAGCUCGCACGGUUUGACACUGGGAAAGAGAUGCCGCAAAUGUCAAAUCUUGACUACGAGUAUGACUCUGGUGACGACUGGGACGUUGUGGAAAAUGAUGAGGAUCUGGGUGCGUCAAGCAGCGACACCGAGGAUGAGGAGGACAGUGAUUAUUCCUCGGCCAGCGACACCGAUAACGACUUUAUCAACGAUAACGACGACGAGGAUGACGAUUCGGACGCGGAGCUACAGCGGAAGAUGGUGGAGGAACGCCAACGGCGGUUAAAUCGGCUGCGUCACAAGGACAAGCUGGUGCCGGUCUUCAGUGGACCAUUUGUGGGCAUCCCCAGACUUGAGCACCCGCUCCGUGAGUGUGAUAGAAUGGAGCGACUGGCCUGCACGCUUGAUGGCGCCUCAUUCACGGCAAUGAUGGAACAAGAGAUGCGGGGACUGGGCUCCGCCGCGGCAUUGAUCUCCCUUUCCGACGCCAACAGGAGCGGGUAUGGAGGCGGUGGCACGGUACAAACAGAAAAUGCAACGGCGGAGUCGUUGGACGAGAGGGUGCUACAGCAGCGGCUGGUUGCGGCGGCACUCCGUAACCGUCGUGAUAUGCUUCCCGAUGAAAUUGAUGCCAUGCACGCCAUCAUUGCAGCCAACGGGAAAAUAUUUCCCAAGGCCAUUGUUGAGGCGUUGCAGGGGCAGCAGUUGUGCGCGGGAGUUGCGCGGGCGGAGAUUCUUCGCACCAUUCGACGACAUUAUGAACUAAAACACAAAAUGAUGGUGCGGCGCCCUGAGCCAUGGUCCCCGACGGACGAGCGGCUCUUCAAAAAGCGACUGCGGCAGAUGGCAGGUGGAAGCAAUGUGAAUAGAAAAGGCAGCACGAAUAACCUCACCCAAAGCGCGAGCAACAAGGAUGAUAAUAAUAAUAUUAAUAAUAAUAAUAGUAAUAACUUCGAUCAGGAGCGAGGCCGCGAUGAGGAGGAAGAGGCGGAUGAUUACGAGGAUGACGAAGACGUGCCUCUGUUGGAAAUUGCAAUUAAGCGGCCACGUGCGGCGUGUGAAGCGAUUGAGGGUAAAAAUGAAUGA